Messenger RNA from Nilaparvata lugens (brown planthopper), 1849 nucleotides. RefSeq lists its product as uncharacterized. Lineage: Eukaryota; Metazoa; Arthropoda; Insecta; Hemiptera; Delphacidae. Gene Ontology annotation, molecular function: olfactory receptor activity; odorant binding. Gene Ontology annotation, biological process: sensory perception of smell; detection of chemical stimulus involved in sensory perception of smell. The record is from RefSeq and is a predicted model, not a curated record. Gene Ontology annotation, cellular component: plasma membrane. The transcript has 7 exons. The coding region runs from base 153 to 1397 and encodes 414 amino acids.
UAUUUUAUCCUUUGGGGCUCACUUUAGCCCCAAUGUUCUUAAGUGGUCAGAAAACUGGAAAGCCUCGAAAGAACUACAUGUCAGUUAAACGCUAUACAUUGUGAAAACCCAAAUUUAUUUUCCAUUCCAAUAAGUACAUCGUGCAUUCCAAUAUGAAGGGAAAUACUGCGGAAAUGAGCACUGCGAUUAGAAAGUUCCUUUCAUACUUGCAGAGCACUGGUCUCUAUUCUCCGAAAAAAUUUAUUCUCAGAGGAAAAAUCUCAUUCUCCAUUUUAACCAUAACAGUGUUGGAGAUAAUCGUUGCUACUGCUUUCUGUUGGAGAGAAUGGGAUAUAAAUUUCAGGGUAACAGCACUCGAAAAUUUGAAUAUGGCGAUCGGUAUACUUGACAUCGCUAUAGAAAGUCAGCUAAUGCAUGAAAAAUUAGAGUCUCAGUUGAAACUGCUUUCAUCGGGAGUGUUUCUGUAUGACGUGACUCAAGAAGGGUUGAAAUUGUCGAUUUUCAAAGAGAAGGAAACGUUUGUAAAAUAUUUGGAGAGAGAAAUAAUAGCACUGACGGAGAUAAUAGAAACUUCAAUGCGUUGGUUCUUCAUUGGCUGCAACUUGUCAUCUUUCUGUGGAAUAAUUGUCUACCUUUUCAAUCAUGAUUUGAAUGCUCUCACUUUGCCAAUAGUGUUCUACAAUCCUUUCACCCCAUCUCCGUCUGUACCAUUUGUGGACUUCAAGCAAUAUUGCAUUGUUUUCUCAAUUGAGUUGUGGUACAUGUAUGUGAGUUACAAGCUGACCCUAAGCAUGGGGGGAUUCCUAUUUCUAUCUGCUGAUAACGUCAUCAGAGAGAUCAAAUCGUUCCAAAUGAAUUUACAUGAAUUGAGUUUGAACUUCGAUGCUAUUGAAGCAGAAGACAAGCAUGUCUCCUUUGAAGAUGAAAGGUAUGAAGGAAUGAAAAAAGUUUUCAGGAAAAUUUGUGUGCAUCAUCAAAGAAUAUUCAGAAAAGUUGAAAUGUUGAAUAAAGGAAUUGAUUUCAUAGUAAUUUGUUAUAAUCCAUACCUAUGCUUUCAAUUGUGCUUAGCAAUCUUCUGCAUUAUGAAAGUUGAUCUCCUUUUCAAAAUUAAGUACGGAUUCGCAUUCAUAACUGUUCUUGUCAUUACAUUCAAAUAUUGUGAGCUGGGACAAGAAUUGGAGAAUGAGGGAGAAAAACUGCGAAUGGCUCUAUACACGUGCAGUUGGACUGGAAAGCCCUCUUGGUUUGGCCGAUCUCUAUCGAUUAUGAUGAUACAAAGCCAUCGAGUUCCCAAAAUAGAAGCAUUUCGAUUCCUCACUCUCAAUCGGAUAAAUCUACGAGUGAUAGUGCAAACUGUUUAUUCAUACUUGAAUCUAUUGACAAGAGUCUCGAGGUGAACAAAAAAUUUGUUGAAGAUUUUCCGGAUUUCAUAGAUUAUUCAGGUCGAUUGUCUAGAAAAAAUACAACCAUUAUUUCACAGAAAGCGACUUAACCUGCAUGAUUAAGGGAAAUAAAAAAUUUGUCCAGCAUAUUCUUUGCUUUCAUUCAAACAUCACACCAAAGAUCUUCCGAUUGUCAUUAAAAUUUAUAUAUUUUGAAUGUAUUGGAAUGUUAAUAUCAGUACCAUCGACUAUUUACAAAAUAGGAUGAAAAAGCACAUAAAAUAUUCCAGGACUCAUUUCAUUCAGCACAUGGCUAUCAAAACAUAUAAUUCUCAAUUCAUAUUCUCAUAUACCAGAAAUCGUUUACAUAAGACCUGUUAUUUUAAUAAUAUUAAAAUAUCAGAAUAUUAUUCUGAUAUAAGAAUUUUGAAUGCAAUACCUCCCAUCAAUAUAACUCAAUUCAUGUC